Messenger RNA from Diospyros lotus (date-plum), 1201 nucleotides. RefSeq lists its product as uncharacterized. Bases 11 to 1201 code for a protein of 396 amino acids. The transcript has 4 exons. Gene Ontology annotation, molecular function: nucleic acid binding; rRNA (uridine-N3-)-methyltransferase activity. Gene Ontology annotation, biological process: rRNA base methylation. Gene Ontology annotation, cellular component: cytoplasm. The record is from RefSeq and is a predicted model, not a curated record. NCBI's taxonomy places the organism in Eukaryota, Viridiplantae, Streptophyta, Magnoliopsida, Ericales, Ebenaceae.
GGCUGUUGGCAUGAAGGAUGAGAAAGUACAAGAGAGGUGGAUUCAGCACUACAGCAGCAGGCACCAGAUCCUGCUAGUGGGCGAGGGAAAUUUCUCAUUCUCAGCUUCCUUAGCCACUGUAUUCGGCUCUGCUCACAACAUGGUCGCUACCUCAUUGGACUCUCGAGAGCUGCUCGAGGAGAAGCACCCAAGUGCGAGGGCUAAUCUGCAGCUUCUGGAGCAGUUGGGGUGCACCAUUUUGCACCAAGUGGAUGCCACGGCGAUGAUGAGAGAUCCCCGCCUUGAUUCCAAGCUGUUCGAUAGAAUAGUUUUCAACUUCCCUCAUGCAGGGUUCAUUUUCAGUGAAAGCGAUCCUUUCCAAAUUGAGCUGCACAGCAAUGUAGUGAAGGGAUUUCUUAUAAAUGCUUACGAAAUGUUGAGAGAGAGUGGCCAAGUACACAUAACCCACAAGACGGCUCACCCAUUCAGUAAAUGGAACAUAGAAGAUUUGGCAGAGGAUGUGGGACUGGAUUUGGCCGAGAAAGUGGUGUUCAGUUUAUAUCAAUAUCCGGGCUAUAUAAACAAGAGAGGCCAUGGCAGUAGAAGCGACGAGACUUUCCCAGUUGGAGAAUGCUCUACUUUCAAGGAUUCAACUACAUUUUCUUCAUUGGCGUAUGGACAGGCCAAUGGGCAAGCGGAAGUCAACAACCGUACCAUAUUACAUGGCCUAAAAACUUGUCUUGAAGGAGCCAAGGGAACAUGGGCGGAUGAACUACUGUACAUUUUGUGGGCUUACAAAACAACUAGUCGAGUUGCUACCGAUGAAACUCCAUUCAAUCUGGUGUAUGGAAUGGAGGCCUUGAUUCCCAUUGAAAUUUUAGCUAACUCUCCUAAGCUGAUGGCGUAUAAGGAAGAUAAUGGUGGGGGGAAUUUUGAGGCAUUGCGUGAGAACUUGGAUUUGAUCGAGGAGCAACGGGACUACGUUGCCAUGAGGAUGAUUGCUUAUCAUAGAAGAAUCGUUGGUUAUUAUAACUCUCGGGUAAGGAAUAAAACCAUGGAAGAAGGCGAUCUAGUAUUUAGAAGGUCCACCGUAACCAAUGCGCUCAAGGAUGAUGGGAAGUUACGAGCCAAUUGGGAGGAACCAUACUGCAUACAGAAAUUAGUUGGUCCCAACACAUGCAUUUUACUAACCCUUUCAGGGGAAACCCUCGGGAAGACGUGA